This is a messenger RNA of Saccharomyces paradoxus, 2052 nucleotides long. It is a transcript of the gene ACS2, whose product is annotated as acetate--CoA ligase ACS2. Bases 1 to 2052 code for a protein of 683 amino acids. Gene Ontology annotation, molecular function: AMP binding; acetyl-CoA synthetase activity. The record is from RefSeq and is a predicted model, not a curated record. The transcript has a single exon. Gene Ontology annotation, cellular component: cytosol. NCBI's taxonomy places the organism in Eukaryota, Fungi, Ascomycota, Saccharomycetes, Saccharomycetales, Saccharomycetaceae.
AUGACAAUCAAGGAACAUAAAGUGGUUCAUGAAGCCCACAACGUAAAGGCUCUUAAAGCUCCUCAACAUUUUUACAACAGUCAACCCGGCAAGGGUUACGUUAGUGAUAUGCAACAUUAUCAAGAAAUGUAUCAACAAUCUAUCAAUGAGCCAGAAAAAUUCUUUGAUAAGAUGGCUAAGGAAUAUUUGCAUUGGGAUGCUCCAUACACCAAAGUUCAAUCCGGUUCAUUAAACAAUGGUGAUGUUGCAUGGUUUUUAAAUGGUAAAUUGAAUGCCUCUUACAACUGUGUUGACAGACACGCCUUUGCCAAUCCCGACAAGCCAGCUUUGAUCUACGAAGCUGAUGAUGAAUCCGACAACAAAAUUAUCACAUUUGGUGAAUUACUAAGAAAAGUUUCCCAGAUUGCUGGCGUCUUGCAAAGCUGGGGUGUUAAGAAAGGUGACACAGUUGCUAUCUAUUUACCAAUGAUUCCAGAAGCAGUCAUUGCUAUGUUGGCUGUAGCUCGUAUUGGUGCUAUUCACUCUGUUGUCUUUGCUGGGUUCUCCGCUGGUUCGUUGAAAGAUCGUGUGGUUGACGCUAAUUCCAAAGUGGUCAUCACUUGUGAUGAAGGUAAAAGAGGUGGUAAGACCAUCAACACCAAGAAGAUUGUUGACGAAGGUUUAAACGGAGUCGAUUUAGUUUCCCGUAUCUUGGUCUUUCAAAGAACUGGUACUGAAGGUAUCCCAAUGAAGGCUGGUAGAGAUUACUGGUGGCACGAAGAAGCUGCCAAGCAAAGAACUUACCUGCCUCCUGUCUCAUGCGAUGCCGAAGAUCCUCUAUUUUUAUUAUACACAUCCGGUUCCACUGGUUCUCCAAAGGGUGUCGUUCACACUACGGGUGGUUAUUUAUUAGGUGCCGCUUUAACAACCAGAUACGUUUUCGACAUUCACCCAGAAGAUGUCCUCUUUACUGCAGGUGACGUCGGCUGGAUUACUGGUCACACUUAUGCCCUAUAUGGUCCAUUAACCUUGGGUACCGCUACAAUAAUUUUUGAAUCCACUCCUGCCUACCCAGAUUAUGGCAGAUAUUGGAGAAUCAUUCAACGUCAUAAGGCAACCCAUUUCUAUGUCGCUCCAACCGCACUAAGAUUAAUCAAGCGUGUAGGUGAAGCUGAAAUUGCCAAAUAUGAUACUUCCUCAUUACGUGUAUUAGGUUCCGUCGGUGAACCAAUAUCUCCAGACUUAUGGGAAUGGUAUCAUGAAAAAGUGGGUAACAAGAACUGUGUCAUUUGUGACACCAUGUGGCAAACAGAAUCUGGUUCCCAUUUAAUUGCUCCUUUAGCAGGUGCUGUUCCAACAAAGCCUGGUUCUGCUACCGUACCAUUCUUUGGUAUCAACGCUUGUAUCAUUGAUCCUGUUACAGGUGUAGAAUUAGAAGGAAAUGACGUAGAAGGUGUCCUUGCCGUUAAAUCCCCAUGGCCAUCCAUGGCUAGAUCUGUUUGGAACCACCACGAUCGUUAUAUGGAUACUUACUUGAAACCUUACCCUGGUCACUAUUUCACAGGCGACGGUGCUGGUAGGGACCAUGAUGGCUACUACUGGAUCAGGGGUAGAGUUGACGAUGUCGUAAAUGUUUCUGGUCAUAGGUUAUCCACAUCAGAAAUUGAAGCAUCUAUUUCCAAUCACGAAAACGUUUCAGAAGCUGCUGUUGUUGGUAUCCCAGAUGAAUUGACCGGCCAAACCGUUGUUGCAUAUGUUUCUCUAAAAGAUGGUUAUCUACAAAACAAUGCUACUGAAGGCGAUGCUGAACAUAUUACACCAGACAAUUUACGUAGAGAGUUAAUCUUACAAGUUAGAGGUGAAAUUGGUCCUUUCGCCUCACCAAAAACCAUUAUUCUAGUAAGAGACCUACCAAGAACAAGGUCAGGAAAGAUUAUGAGAAGAGUUUUAAGGAAAGUUGCUUCUAACGAGGCCGAACAACUAGGUGAUCUAACCACUUUGGCCAACCCAGAAGUUGUUCCUGCCAUCAUUUCUGCUGUGGAGAACCAAUUUUUUUCUCAAAAAAAGAAAUAA